UGGGGCCUGGGAUUUGCUUCGAAAAAAAGCCAAGGAAUUAUUUGAACCACUUUCGACAGCUGAAAUUAUCUUUGUUGUUACGAGAAAUUCUAAUGGUCAAAGCAACUUAGAGGAAAAAAUUAAGGACGAAUAUUUAUUUAUGAAUUUAUUGACCCGAACAAGACCAAACGAAUCAAACGAACGUAUCUUAGAUCUUAAAAUACAAAUCAAAGGAAAAAAGGCGUUCGGAGAUUGGACUUUAAAAAAAGUGGGCAGCGAAAUUUAUAAAAAUACUUUUACCUCUAUUGACUCAAUACUACGGAAAUUAAGCUUGGAAGAUUUCCCUGAAUUGAAUCUGUCAUUUAGUGACGACGAAAUUGCAUACUUUAUUAAACAACUUGAGGACAAGGCAUUCGCAUUUAAUAAUAAAAUUAGCACAAAUGAAGCUACAGUACGGGAAUACGUAUCAAUUUUUAUGACUAUUGCUGUGAAACAUAUUCGAAAAUAUAAAGAUUCGACAACAGAAUUAAAUGUGGAGCCCGAACUUGAUGGGUCUCGAGACAUGGAAAAGGGAAUUGCUCAAAAUUUGGUACAAGUAUAUACUGCAGCCGAGACAUUGUUAAGAAAACGAAAACGUGAAAAAGUGGAUUCUUUACUUCCUAUGAUGUUCGGUAUAGUAACAAUGGGACAUGUAUGGAGAUUCAUCCGUUGGACUAGUACACUUCAAGAUCCAAGAGCCGAAAUUACUCCUGAAAUUGUUUGUAACUGCAUUGGUAAUAAUUAUCAAGAAGCAAAAAAUGUGGUAUCACAUAUUGCACGUUUAUUACAAGCACAAUCGGAUAUAUUAAAAAAUGACAAUAAUCAGGAUAAAGAAUGA
Racocetra persica is the source of this 856-nucleotide messenger RNA. Lineage: Eukaryota; Fungi; Glomeromycota; Glomeromycetes; Diversisporales; Gigasporaceae. The record is from the annotation of a GenBank genome assembly.